This is a messenger RNA of Chrysochloris asiatica (Cape golden mole), 336 nucleotides long. It is a transcript of the gene TYROBP, whose product is annotated as TYRO protein tyrosine kinase binding protein. Gene Ontology annotation, cellular component: cell surface. The record is from RefSeq and is a predicted model, not a curated record. Gene Ontology annotation, biological process: neutrophil activation involved in immune response; microglial cell activation involved in immune response; positive regulation of microglial cell mediated cytotoxicity. Lineage: Eukaryota; Metazoa; Chordata; Mammalia; Afrosoricida; Chrysochloridae. Gene Ontology annotation, molecular function: signaling receptor binding. Bases 1 to 336 code for a protein of 111 amino acids. The transcript has 5 exons.
AUGGCGGGCAUUAGACCCUCCAGUAGACUCCUGCUUCUACCUCUUCUUCUGACUGUGGGCGGUCUCAACCCUGCCCAGGCCCAGAGCGAAUGCAAGUGCCCUGCGCUUGGCCCUGCUGUGCUGGCUGGGAUCGUGCUGGGGGAUCUGGUGUUGACUCUCCUUAUCGCCCUGGCUGUGUACUCGCUGGGCCGGCUGGUUUCUCAGAAACGAGGAACUGUGGAAACAGGGACGGGGAAACAGCGCAUUACUGAGAUGGAAUCACCCUAUCAGGAGCUCCAGGGUCAGAAGCCGGAUGUCUACAGUGAUCUCAAAAUACAGAGGCAGUACUACAAAUGA